UGCUGCAAUUCGGGCGGCACAGUUACCGAUUCGACUCUUGGGAGUCCAAAGGACCUUUUCCGAAGAACCUUUACGAGGCGGCCUGGGAGUGGAAGCGAUUGAUUCCAGCCGAAUUUUGGCCUCCAUCAACCUGUUCAUCGGCGCGGAAAGAAAGCCAUUCAUGGGGAAUCUAUUUGUGAAGAAAACGAAGAUCACAGAGGUUGAUCGGGCAAUUCUUUCUCUUAAGACCCAAAGGCGUAAGCUUGCUCAAUAUCAACAACAGCUUGAGUCCGUCAUUGAAGCAGAAAAGCAAGCUGCAAGAGACUUGAUUCGUGAAAAGAGGAAGGAUAGGGCCUUGUUAGCGUUGAAGAAGAAGAAAACACAGGAAGAAUUAUUGAAACAAGUUGAUGCUUGGGUCAUUAAUGUUGAACAACAGCUUGCAGAUAUUGAACUGGCAAGCAAACAAAAAGCCGUCUUUGAGAGCUUGAAAGCAGGUAAUAAUGCAAUUAAGGCUAUUCAAAGUGAGGUUAACCUGGAGGAUGUUCAAAAGCUAAUGGAUGAUACUGAGGAGGCUAAGGCUUACCAAGAUGAAAUAAAUGCAAUCUUGGGGGAGAAAUUAUCAGCAGAAGAUGAAGAGGAAAUUUUAGCGGAAUUUGAGAACUUGGAAACUCAGAUUGCUGUGGAAGAUAUGCCAAAAGUGCCUACAACCUUGCCACCUUCUGAAGAAGAAGAAAAGUUGGAUCUUCCAGAUGUCCCAGCAAAAGUACCAGUUGCUUAUGGUGCUGAAAAUACUUCAACUGAAAUCCCCACGAAGAGAAAAGUUAUGGAGGAGCCAUUGCCCGCAUGAUUGAAGAAUUGAAGUAUGAUUCUAUCUGCAAACGGAUGGCUGUCCUUAGUGGAUAAUCUGCUUGUGACUUGUCAUCCACGCGCAUUUGCAGAAAUUCUUUUUUCUCUAGACUCAUGCAAUCAUGUACUCAAUGAACUGAGUUCAUAACUUCUAAUUAUUUUGGUUUGAGAUAUGUACAGAUCUGUAUCAUUCCACUCCUGAUUUAUACAGUAAGUUUUUGUAAAA
Messenger RNA from Carica papaya (papaya), 1051 nucleotides. Its product is annotated as vacuolar protein sorting-associated protein 20 homolog 2-like. Gene Ontology annotation, cellular component: multivesicular body; ESCRT III complex. The record is from RefSeq and is a predicted model, not a curated record. Gene Ontology annotation, biological process: vesicle budding from membrane; late endosome to vacuole transport via multivesicular body sorting pathway. NCBI's taxonomy places the organism in Eukaryota, Viridiplantae, Streptophyta, Magnoliopsida, Brassicales, Caricaceae.